AUACAAUGACAUACUUGUCAUUUGCAGUUAGACAUGAAGUAAUUCUCAGCAUUAUAUGUUGCAGUUUUAAGACACAGGUGGCAAAUGGAGUAGUCUUUGUCCAAAAAGCUUUUUUUCUUUUUUCUUUUUGAAGCUCAGCACUCAAAACUUCAUGCCUUUGCUACAGUAGAAGCUGAGUUUAAUCAGGCUUGUCAUGAUCUGGGUUUUUGUCUUCAUUCUCUACGUGUUUUUUCUGUUCCCYUGUGUUUUCUUUUCCCUGCUGUUUUGCCUCCAGCCCCGCCCACGCACACCUGAUUGCUCUCGUGUCUCCCCAGGUGUUUCCUAGUGACUCUUAAGUUGUUUGCUUUAUAUUAUGAGUCUUGUCAUCAGUCUGUGUCGGAUCAUUGUUUACUGUGAGUGUUCUGUGUUAAGUCCUCCUCGUUACUUGUAACUGUACUGUACUCCAGAGAGUUUUUGAGCUGCCUCGGCAUCAUUUUUGUUUUAUAAUAAAUCUUUGUUGCUUUUUUGAACCUCUCCUGCACCCUGGGUCUUUCCUGCCUGAAACCUCACAUAAUGAUCCGACCAAGUGCCCAGCCUACAAGGAGAGGUUUUUCUGGUCUGCCUCUCUAUGAGGCAGAUAUUUUUGUUUCACCACAUGACUGGCUCUGCUUCUCCGGCCUCUGAGGAAACGGUCCCGACCUUGACUCCGUGGAAGGAGCAGAGGAGGCAACCGCUGAUCAGCGGCUCACUGACCAUCCUCCGGUGGUCCCCCACUCCCGCUUGCUGGCAGAUCGAGGAUGUUCUGGUGGGUCGCCCAGAUCUGUUGUUCCUGCCCGGCCAUCGGCAGCUCCUCAGUUUUGUUUGGAGGGUUCUGGCUGAGCAGCUCGUCACCCACCCUCCCUCCCCUUCUGUUGUUCCUGUGCUGGCUGCUGCAGUUGCUGGGGGUCUGCAUCUGUCUCUACUGGAUCUUCUGGGUCUGCUGCUGGGUCUGCCGCUGGGUCAUCUGAGUCUGUUCCUGAGUUGGUGGUCCCAGUUCCUGAGUUGGUGGUCCCGGUGGUUCCAGAGUCGGCGAUCCUUGAGGUUCGUGGGUCGGCUACCGGCCCCUCCACGUCAUUUGGGUCGGUUGCCGUUGCCUCCACGUCGCCCAUCGCCUCCUCAUCGCCUGGGUUGUCGCCAAUCGCCUCUGUCGCCUGCGUUCGCUGGCUCUUCUUCUGCUCCUGCCUCCUCCCUCAGCUCAACAUCUGCUCCUGCCUCCUCCCUCGGCUCUUUGUCUGCUCCCGCCUCCUCC
Molecule: messenger RNA, 1267 nt
Organism: Austrofundulus limnaeus
Lineage: Eukaryota; Metazoa; Chordata; Actinopteri; Cyprinodontiformes; Rivulidae
Source: RefSeq, a predicted model, not a curated record